This is a messenger RNA of Colletotrichum paranaense, 1281 nucleotides long. RefSeq lists its product as uncharacterized. Gene Ontology annotation, molecular function: protein binding. Bases 1 to 1281 code for a protein of 426 amino acids. NCBI's taxonomy places the organism in Eukaryota, Fungi, Ascomycota, Sordariomycetes, Glomerellales, Glomerellaceae. The transcript has 2 exons. The record is from RefSeq and is a predicted model, not a curated record.
AUGAGUAUACGCAUGCUUCUCGCAGGCCUGGCCUUUGGCCAAACACUAGGCCUCAAGACUCAAGUGCCCUUAUUCGAAUCAUGCGCCGCAAGCCCGCUUCUCCCAGACUCCCAACUCGCCUGCAGCAAACCCACAGUCUUGACCUCUGGAGGGUCGCCUGCCCUGGACAAUCUCGCCGGAAAUCGCACAGCGAAGCCGCCCAAGAAGGAUAUUUGGCGUUCGGACGAAGGCUGGCAAGGCCCUCAUUCCUGCGCGGGAGCGUACUGCGCCUACUCGCGGCCAUCCUUCGCCAAUGGCCGCGGCAUCGUCCUCGUGAGCACGGCGUACAACGCCGAAGAGGCGUCUCAUCUAGCGGCUUUUGCAAAAGAGUCGAUCAAGGGUGAGGGCGACAGCGAGCUGUUCCGCGUGGUGGAGAUGCCCGGCAAGGGGCUGGGUGUUAUUGCGAACCAGCAUAUCCGGCGUGGGCAGCGGAUCAUGGCUCAUCCGCCGGCUGUUGUUGUGCACCGCAGAUUCGUUGAUGAUAUUGAUCUGGAGAAUCAGUACCGUCUGCUUGAUGUUGCCGCUGGAAAGCUUCCGCGGGAUACUCGAAAGGCUUUCAUGGCGCAGAUGGGUCAGUCUCGCGAGCAUCAAUCUACGGGACACAAGGUGCACGAUAUCAUGCACACCAACUCAUUUGAGCUUGGCCUUGGGAUCAGAGAUGGUCAUCACUUUGGUAACUACCCAGAGGUCUCGCGCUACAAUCAUGAUUGUAGACCCAACGUCGCCUUCUAUAUUGACGACUCAGACAUGCGGCACUACACUCAUGCCAUCAAAGACAUUCAGCCUGGUGAGGAACUUACAAUCUCCUACGUCGACUCCCUCAGCUCCCGUGCCGUCCGCCAAGAUCGAGCUCAGCGCAACUGGGGCUUCGGCUGUACCUGUCAGCAAUGCAGUCUCUCCGAGGCAUUCAUCCGCUCUUCUGAUCAACGCCUCGGCAAGAUGUGGCAAAUCGAGCAGCAAAUGAGUCACUGGAACGGCGCAAAAGUCGACGAGGAGAUGAUUGAGGAGCUUAUUUCGCUCUACCGGCAAGAACAGCUUGACCAAUCUCACGGUUCGGAUGCAUUCAGACUUGCUGCAUUGAAUUAUAAUUCCUUGGGAAUGGAGAAGGAGGCGCUUGAGUAUGCAAAGCUAGCUGAAGAGCAAUUUUUGCUGGAGAAGGGUCCACGAGCGAAGCAGGUUCAGGAUAUGAGAGACUUGAUGCAGAGCCCGAAGGAGCACUACAGUUGGCGACAAAGAGUUUGA